Molecule: messenger RNA, 320 nt
Organism: Adineta ricciae
Lineage: Eukaryota; Metazoa; Rotifera; Eurotatoria; Adinetida; Adinetidae
Source: the annotation of a GenBank genome assembly
ACAUACACAUUAUAAAGAGUAUAGUUGGUCAAACACAAGCAGUCAACCUACACUUUCGCCUAGUUAGGUGUAGAUACUAAUUAAUUAACUGGAAAAUUUGAAUUCAGGUCAAAUCUGGUCAAAUCCAAUCAAAUCUAGAUUCAAAUCUUGUCAAACCCAGUCAAAUCUGGUCGAAUCCAGUCAAAUAUGGUCAAACCCAAAUCCAACUCCAAUCAAUUCCAAUCAAAUCCAAAUCCAAAUCUUGUCAAACCCAGUCAAAUCCAAAUCUAGAAUUGGAUUUGGAUUUCACUGGAAUUGGAUUUGGUGCAUACCUAGUAUGA